This is a messenger RNA of Melospiza melodia melodia, 2277 nucleotides long. RefSeq names its product unc-51 like kinase 3 (gene ULK3). The record is from RefSeq and is a predicted model, not a curated record. The transcript is spliced from 16 exons. The coding region runs from base 38 to 1996 and encodes 652 amino acids. Gene Ontology annotation, biological process: autophagy of mitochondrion; regulation of autophagy; peptidyl-serine phosphorylation. Gene Ontology annotation, cellular component: phagophore assembly site membrane; cytoplasm; cytosol. Gene Ontology annotation, molecular function: protein serine/threonine kinase activity; ATP binding. Lineage: Eukaryota; Metazoa; Chordata; Aves; Passeriformes; Passerellidae.
GGGCCCCGAGUGCCGGCACCGGGGCACCGGAGGGGCCAUGGCCGGGCCCGCCUGGGCCCCGCCGCGCCUCGACGAGUUCAUCCUCACCGAGCCCCUCGGCUCCGGCACCUACGCCACCGUCUACAAGGCCUACAGGAAGAGGGACACGCGUGAGGUGGUGGCCAUCAAGUGCGUCAACAAGAGGAGCCUGAACCGGGCAUCGGUGGAGAACCUGCUGACAGAGAUCGAGAUCCUCAAGACCAUCCGCCAUCCCAACAUCGUGGAGCUCAAGGACUUCCAGUGGGACAGUGACCACAUCUACCUGAUCAUGGAGUUCUGUGCCGGGGGGGACCUGUCCCGCUUCAUCCGCACGCGCCGGAUGCUCCCCGAGAAGGUGGCUCGUGUCUUCCUGCAGCAGCUCGCCUGCGCCCUCAAGUUCCUCCACGACCACAACAUCUCCCACCUGGACCUGAAGCUGCAGAACAUCCUGCUGAGCGCCCCGGAGAACCCGCAGCUGAAGCUGGCAGAUUUCGGCUUUGCCCAGUACAUGUCCCCGUGGGACGAGAAGCACGUGCUGCGCGGCUCCCCGCUCUACAUGGCCCCCGAGAUGGUGUGCCGGCAGCACUACGACGCCCGCGUGGACCUCUGGUCUGUGGGGGUCAUCCUUUAUGAAGCACUUUUUGGGAAGCCACCCUUUGCUUCCCGCUCCUUUGCUGAGCUGGAGGAGAAAAUCCGCAGCGAUCGGGCUGUGGAGCUUCCCAGCCGGCCCCAGCUGUCUCUGGAAUGCCGGGAUCUCUUGGGGCAGCUGCUGGAGAGGGACCCUCGCAAGCGCAUCUCCUUCGAGAGCUUCUUUGCCCACCCCUUUGUGGACAUGGAGCACGUGCCCGGCCCCGAGAGCCUGGGCAAGGCGACCGACCUGGUGGUGGAGGCGGUGAGGAAGGAUCAGGAGGGAGACGCCGCUGCCGCCUUCUCCCUCUACCGCAAAGCCCUGGAGUAUUUUGUGCCAGCACUGCACUAUGAGAGCGACGUGCGGCGCAAAGAAGCCAUCCGGGCCAAGGUGAGGCAGUACAUCUCCCGAGCAGAGGAGCUGAAGGUGUUGGUCACCUCUAGCAACAAGAACCUCCUGGAGAAAGGAAACCCGGCCAGGGAGCUCCUUAAAGAGAUGGCCAAGGACAAACCUCGGCUCUGCGCGGCGCUGGAAGUGGCCUCAGCUGCCAUUGCCAAGGAGGAGGAGGGCAGGGAUGACAGUGACGCCCUGGAGCUGUACCAGCAGAGCCUGGGGGAGCUGCUGCUGCUCCUGGCCGCGGAGCCGGCGGGGCGGCGGCGGGAGCUGCUCCACGCUGAGAUCCAGACCCUGAUGGCCCGAGCCGAGUACCUGAAGGAUCAGAUCAAGAUGCGGGAGGCACAAUCCAUGGGCAAGGAGGCGCUGGCAGAGUCCGUCCGGAGCGUGACCCCCGGAGCUGCCCUGCCGGACGCUGCUCGCUGCCCUGCCAGGAGACACCAAGGGAAGGCUUUGGUAUCCAUCCCCCACGCCCCCAGGGCUGGCACCUGGGGGGUCACCCUCGGGCUGCCAGCCCCAGGGGGGCCGGCAGGGCCAUCUGCCCCUCUCGCAGGCGCCGGCUCAUUUCCCUGCCAGCCCUGCCUCGGCCGUCUGCUGCCGCAGCCUCCCCUGGCACAGCGGGCGGGUUAUUCCACUCUAAUUCCCUCCGCUGGCUCCACGGGAAGGGUAUUUUUAUCCUGGCACUGGGCUCUGGCAGGGCAUCCCCCCUGCUUUUUCAGCUGGGUGGUUCUUCCACCUCCCAAAUUCUGGGGGAGCCCACAAAUCCGGCCGGGAGCUGAGGGUGGGCAGGGAUGCUCCGCUGUGCCUUCCUCGCCCAGCAUCUACCUCUGCAUCCAGUGCUGCUCGUCCAGCCUCCAUCCAGCAGCCACUGCACUGGUCCAGCCCAGCCAUACCUGCCUGCCUCUCACUGCUGGAGCACUGGGAAUGAGGCUUUUCCUUCCUAAACCUGGAGCCUGACAGGUGCUGGCUGCACCAUCAGUGUCACGACCGUGAGCAGUGCUCAGCGGGGACCCAUUGAGUCAGUCACCUUCAGGGAGACACUCUCAGCAUCCUGCCUGCCCUGCUCCACUCCUCAGGGCCCUGGCACCCCCAGCAUCCAAAUCAUGCUCCCAGGAGUCGUUGUUACGGGGUGCUGAUGUUGCCUGUCCUGCAAAACAAGGUAUUUGUCUCAAAAAUCUGCUGUAUCUCAAGGGAAUGUAAUUUAUUGUCUUUAAUAAAUUUUAAUUUUGAUUUCUCCA